Messenger RNA from Microthlaspi erraticum, 3381 nucleotides. Lineage: Eukaryota; Viridiplantae; Streptophyta; Magnoliopsida; Brassicales; Brassicaceae. The record is from the annotation of a GenBank genome assembly.
AUGGAUACACACACGCUGAAAUCUGUCUCAGAUUUACCUGGAAAUUUCCGCUCAGCGUUUACUUUCAGAUACUUCAACUCGCUGCAGAGCGAGUGCUUUCCACUGUGCUUUCACUCCGAUAUCAACAUGGUUAUUUCAGCGCCAACGGGGAGUGGUAAAACUGUACUUUUUGAACUAUGCAUUUUGAGGCUCCUCUCCAAGUCUAUCUCUAAGGAUGGAAGGUUUCUCCAUGCUAAAGGAGCUCUUAAAACAGUUUACAUAUCUCCGUCCAAGGCUUUAGUACAGGAGAAGCUCCGUGAUUGGAAUCAAAAGUUUAAUUCAUGGGGAAUCAGUUGUUUGGAGCUGACAGGUGAUAAUGAAACAUACAGCACAAAGAAUAUACAAGACGCAGAUAUUAUAUUGACCACACCUGAGAAAUUUGAUGCAGUGAGUCGUUAUCGCGUUACUAGUGGAGGCUUAGGUUUUUUCAGUGAUAUAUCACUUGUGCUCAUUGAUGAAGUUCACCUGCUGAAUGAUCCGCGUGGAGCUGCUCUCGAGGCAAUAGUCAGUAGAAUAAAGAUUCUUUCUAGCAAUCAUGAACUAAGGUUAAGUCCUUUAGCCUCCGUACGUCUUCUGGCUGUCUCAGCUACUAUCCCAAACAUUGAGGAUCUAGGGGAAUGGCUCAAGGUUCCUAAUGCAGGAAUUAAGAGGUUUGGCGAAGAAAUGAGACCUGUUAAGUUGACAACGAAAGUUUUUGGUUAUGCUGCUGCCAAAAAUGACUUCCUCUUUGAAAAGCGCCUCCAGAACUAUAUUUAUGACAUUUUAAUGCAAUACUCGAAAGAUAAAUCUGCCUUAGUUUUCUGCUCAACACGAAAAGGCGCUCAAGAAGCUGCACAAAAGCUUGCUCAGACUGCAAUGACCUUUGGCUACUCAAAUCCAUUUGUUAAAAGCAGAGAGCAGCUGGAACGAUUAAGGGAAGCUUCCCCAAUGUGCAGUGACAAACAAAUGCAGUCUUAUAUUCUCCAAGGCGUUGGUUAUCACAACGGUGGUCUUUGCCAAAAGGACCGCAGCCUCGUAGAAGGACUCUUCCUUAGUGGAGAUAUCAAAGUUCUUUGCGCAACCAACACUCUUGCUCAUGGAAUCAACCUGCCUGCACAUACAGUCGUCAUAAAAUCAACUCAGCAUUUCAACAAGGAAAAAGGUCAAUACAUGGAAUAUGAUCGUUCCACACUACUACAGAUGUGUGGCAGGGCUGGUCGGCCUCCAUUUGAUGACACGGGAAUGAUUAUUAUCAUGACUAGAAGAGAGACGGUGCAUCUAUAUGAGAAUCUCUUGAAUGGAUGCGAGGUUGUUGAAUCACAAUUGCUGCCAUGCUUGAUAGAGCACCUAACUGCAGAAAUAGUUCAACUUACUGUCUCUGACGUUACACGGGCAAUCGAGUGGAUGAAGUGCUCAUACUUGUAUGUCAGAAUGAAAAAGAAUCCAGAGAAUUAUGCAAUUAAAAACGGAAUUCCUAAAGAUCGAGUAGAGAAGCAUUUGCAAGAGCUUUGCCUUCAGAAGAUCAAUGAGCUGUCACAAUAUCAGAUGAUCUGGACUGACACGGACGGUUUUGUUUUGAAACCAGAAGAGCCCGGAAGGCUAAUGACAAAGUAUUAUCUAAAGUUUGACACCAUGAAGUACAUUAUUAAUGCGCCAACGGGCUAUACCUUGGACGAGGCUCUUCACAUUGUAUGCCGUGCUGAAGAGAUAUCUUGGAUACAGCUGAGACGCAAUGAGAAGAAGACCUUAAAUGAUGUAAACGCAGAUAAGGAAGGGCGUCUCAGAUUCCACAUCGACGAUAACAAAGGAAAGCGGAAAAAACGUAUUCAAACCAGAGAAGAGAAACUAUUUGUGCUUGCAAAUGAUUGGUUGACUGGGGAUCCUUCAGUCCAUGACUUAUCCAUGACUCAGGACGCUAACUCGAUAUGCUCGAAUGGAUCAAGAAUAGCCAGAUGCAUGAAAGAGUACUAUAUAUACAAAAAGAAUUAUAAAGGAACGAUUAGCUCAACUCUUCUAGCAAAAUCACUCUAUCAAAAGCUCUGGGACGAUAGUCCCUAUCUGCUGAAACAAUUGCCUGGCAUUGGAAUGGUUACAGCAAAGGCGCUUCAUUCGAUGGGAGUCAAGUCAUUUGAAGCUCUUGCUGAAGCUGAUCCGAGAAGGAUUGAGAUUGUUACGGGUCGAAAAUAUCCUUUCGGAAAUCAUAUCAAGGAGUCUCUAUCUUCCCUACCUCCAAAAGUAGAAAUAAAGGUCGAGGAAGUUGAAUGUCAGAAGCAAGGGGUAUCUAAACUUGCAGUCACAUUGACACGGCUUUCACAACCUCUCCAAUCCACAAAACGCCAUUAUGCAGACAUGAUUGUUGGUUCAGAGGAAGAAAAUCUUAUCCACUUUCAUGAGAAAAUAAGUCCCUAUAGCGUCACCAUACUCGUGGAAAGGCCUCAACAAGCAAAAGUGACUGUGAAGGCUGAUCUCAUCUUCGAAGAAUACAUUGGUAUUGAUCUCCAUGAAACACUUCUACUGAAGAAGGCAAACAACAGCAAAACAAAUUACAAAAGCGAAAACAGGAUGCCUCACUGUUAUCUUCCUGUGGGGGAUGUCUGCAUAGUAGAUGAUGACAAACCAGUGAAACCUGGACCUUCAAACCGAAAGGACAACAAAGAUGACAUGCCGAGUUUCAAGCUCUUAGAUGAAGAUUCAGAAGAAGAGAAAGAGCCCUAUGUGACGAUGGAAGAAGACGACUGCGUCAUUAUCAACGAACAUACAGUCUUUGACCACAUACGUGAGAAAGCAAAGUGUUUCCCUUCAUUGAGCACUCUGAAUCCAACCUCUCCAGCAUCAGAAAGAUCAACUCUGAAAAGGAAGAGCUUAGUAGAGAAUUCUCCUGAACUCGAUCCUCUAUUUUACUAUGAUUCUGUGCUUGGCUCAACUACAAACACUAGAGACAUCAAACAAAGCCCACAGAAAAUUACUACCCCAGGUUAUGCAAGCCUCGCAGACCAAAAUGGGAAAACAGAAACACCAUUCUCAGGUGAAACAAUAUUCAACUACAUAAGGAAAAGGUCCAAGAACUCCCCGGUACUGGCCACAUCAAAAGUCGAGGAUCCUAUAACCAUCUCUUUUCAAGAAGGAAGAAACGCAGAGAUAAGUCCGUAUAGAGCAUACGGAUCAAUGGUUAGUCCUUCUGCUAAAAAGCCAAGCAUCACAUCUGGUGCUACUUCAGAAAUGCUGUCUUUUGAUAUCUCCAUGGCAAAGAGAACCAGCACCAACUUUGAGCAGAAGAAAGCAUUCGGCUCGAUACUUCCAGGUAACAAGUCCAGUGACUCUGAUUCUUUUCUUGGAUUUAAAAGCAUCUUCUCUUUUCUGUGA